This is a messenger RNA of Exophiala bonariae, 1998 nucleotides long. RefSeq lists its product as uncharacterized. The record is from RefSeq and is a predicted model, not a curated record. Bases 1 to 1998 code for a protein of 665 amino acids. Gene Ontology annotation, molecular function: DNA-binding transcription factor activity, RNA polymerase II-specific; RNA polymerase II cis-regulatory region sequence-specific DNA binding; zinc ion binding. Lineage: Eukaryota; Fungi; Ascomycota; Eurotiomycetes; Chaetothyriales; Herpotrichiellaceae. Gene Ontology annotation, cellular component: nucleus. The transcript has a single exon. Gene Ontology annotation, biological process: positive regulation of transcription from RNA polymerase II promoter by galactose; DNA-templated transcription.
AUGAUUAGUUUGCUCGCUGACUACGGACCCAGGGCAAUUGAAGAGCUUUCUGAAGCGGUCCAAACCCGCAACGAUGUACUAUCACAGCUUUUGCCAUCGAUUGAUUUUAAUAACUUCCCUGGCUUGUCCAAGGAGAAAAUAGAGAAUCUGUGUAAUUUCGAACACCCCGAAUCAUCUUCUCAGCCACGUGCAAACGAUGCCACGCUUCCAUUAAGCGUUUCGAAUCCAGAAACGCUAUCAGAGUCGGAGCACGAAUGGAACGAAUCUAGAGAGCACGACUAUACCUCUCCUAUCGGUGAUGAUGUCGAUGGCCUUGCAUCUCAAGAUAAACAUGGCUCAUACCUAGGUAUUUCCAGUAUCAGUGCGGCUUUGCGACUAAUAUUCUUUGCCUCCCCAACAGCAAAGCAAAAGUUUGUGGAGUUAAGUCGGACCUUUCCGAGGCGUGGACAUAACUCGAUCAUUUCUGGCCACACUACGAGAGGGAGCCAUGUUGAAAUGCUCCUCCCGGGUAACCUUUCGACACCACUCGUUCCCGAGCAGCUUGCCAUUGAUGCCUACUUUGAGCAUCUCCAUGGUACAAAUGCUAUGCUUGACGAAGAGCUGUUCAGAAGAUCGUUCCAAGAGCAGGUGCGGACCGACGAUGCUUGGAUCGCACUAUUCAAUACAGUGGCGGCACUAGGUUCAAUAGCAUCGGGUGACGAGCAUUCUCAUGUUUUCUACUACAGUCGAGCCCAGGCUGCGAUCGGGUACAGAACCUUCGGUACGGGAAAUUUAGAGAUGCUACAGGCAUUGAUACUGCUUGGAGGUGGUUAUCUACACUAUAUUAACUCACCAAACACUUCUUAUCUGAUUAUGGGAGUGGCCUUUCGCAUGGCUAUAGCAAUGGCGCUACAUCGGGAGCCUAGUAGAGGGCCAGUCCAGAGACAUGAUGAGGUAGAAGAGCCAUCUCCAUCAACCCCAGGUGUCCGACGCUUACCGAAGGCUGAAAUCAGACGGCGAACCUGGUGGACUUUGGUAUAUACCGACACCACCUCAAGUCUUGCCCUUGGUCGACCGCCUACCAUACGGUGGGAUCCUGCUACUAUGGAUACUGCUCUUCCCAGCGAUUAUGCUUUAUCUGAAAGCCUGGACACCACUACCAUAACGAACCGUGAUGGCAUUAACACAAUUGACUAUACUGGGACUGCACUUCGAGUUUGUGGAGAAUUCGCCAAGAUAUGCAGCAGGGUUGAGUACAGAAUGGCCCAAUUUUCUCGCAUGGCAGCACGGGAAAUCCUCACUUUCGAGACACAAAUUCAAGCCUGGGAAAAGAACUGUCCCCAGAUCUUCCAGCCCGGCAAUCCAUGUCCAAAAGGAGUAAGAUUCUGCCGUGAUCUUCUUCACUUCCGCCAGCAAGUUGUACGCAUAGUUCUAUCAAGACCGCAUAUUCUACGAUUAAUCGAGGACAACGCAGCGUCCACAACUUUUGAACCAGACGACUGGCGAGUUGUGGCAAUGUGUCAAGAGGCGGGCACUAGCAUGAUCAACAUUGCUAGCGCGAAUCCUGGAAGAAGUCGAAUUGCUGUCUGGCAUUGUUCGUGGCAUCUAUUCCAAGCAUGUAUGAUUCCUCUCCUUUCGUUGAUACUGGCCUCCCGCGGCCAACUUGCACCAUAUGUCAACGAGGAAACGGUGACUGCUUGGAUGGAGAGUCUUGAGAGAGCGAUUCGAACUUUCAGAGAUAUGGAACCCUAUAAAAGAUCGACAGACAGGUAUGGCAGUGUUAUAGAAGCGCUUUAUAAUGGGGUCAUCGCCGACAGAAGCAUGAGCAAUCAACCGACAUCAUCCCUCGAUGGAAUCAUGUCUUCCGGCAUUAGUACAACUAUUUUUGAUAGUCACGAUCUACCACCGAUGGAAGCUUUCCAAGAUUGGUUUAACGCUGAUCUUAUGUUUGGCGCUGGCGACAUAAACUGGCAUUUAUUUCCGGAGGAGUACAUGUUGAGCUUUCCACAGGGAGGCUAG